Zalophus californianus (California sea lion) is the source of this 1113-nucleotide messenger RNA. RefSeq names its product DPY30 domain containing 2 (gene DYDC2). The transcript has 6 exons. Gene Ontology annotation, cellular component: Set1C/COMPASS complex. The record is from RefSeq and is a predicted model, not a curated record. Lineage: Eukaryota; Metazoa; Chordata; Mammalia; Carnivora; Otariidae.
CUCUGGACGCGCACACUCGACGCGUGCGCCUACCCUCGCCCCGCGAGUCGCGUCCCGUCGCUAGGCAACGAGCACGCGCGCCUCAGAACCCGAAACGGCGCACUGCACAAGGGCAGGGGCGCGCGGAGGGAUGAGAAAAACAAGUCUCAGAGAGACCGGAUGACUUGUUGAAGAUCACACAGCUAAUAAACGGCAGCACCAGGACCAGAACUUGAUGACUGUACCUUCCAACCUCACACAGCUUGCCGGGUCCUUAGAACCCCUCCUGGGACCUCCUGCCUGUGAAAUUAUUUCCUCCCUAGAGAUGUGUGGGUAAGGGAUUCCAUUUAUAAGGUAGUGUGACCCCGGGCCCACAAGGAUGGAAACUGACUAUCUGAAGAGGUGCUUUGGCAAUUGCCUGAGCCGGGCACUGGCAGAGGUGGCAAAGGUUCGGCCCAGUGAUCCCGUCGAGUACCUGGCUCACUGGCUUUAUCAUUACAGGAAAACCACUAAAGCAAAAGAAGAGGAGAGCCAAGAGAUGAUCCAGCUGAAGGAAGAACAUGAUAAUAGCCUCAAAGAAACCAAAAUGACAGAAAUGCUGAAGCAAGAAGAGUGUCAGAUUCAACAGCAGCAUGCAAAGUGCCACAAGCCGCUGGUAUCUGUAGCUAGUUCCACAAAGAAGACCGCAUUCAUACAAGAGAACACAAAACCCCUUGAGAACGAUGGCUUGAAGCAGGAAUCUCUGCCAGGUACUUCCAACAUGAUUCCAGGAAUGCCUCAGUAGAUUCCUUCUCGAGAGUCUUCUGGCUAGACUGACUGCUGUGUCGAAACUCCCCAAGAAGUAAAUUCCUAGGCUUUUCAGCAUGAAAUUGCUCCUCAAAUGCAUCCUGGCUCCAAAUCUCCUUCUUAUCAAAAGGUGGAUGAUUCUCAUGACUCUUCUCUCAAAGCUACAAACUGAGAAAAUGGCCAGCUAGGGCUCUGACCUCAAGAUGGUAACUAUGUGAAUUAAACCAAGAUUGGAGGGGCUGUGGAAGGAGGUAUCUUGCAGGGGACAGACUCUCCAGCCGAGGUUCUGUUCUGGUAGCUAUGAAAACCCCUUAAUCAUGUAAGCAUUUGAACUACUGAUAGGAUAAA